UUCACUCAGUGUUGCCGAGAGUUUCAAGCGUGGUAGUUGCUGUCGCGGUUGGUGCUACGUUCAAUAAACGAAUCGCAUUCGUUCGUGCGUACGUCUGUCGCAGUCGUGGUCGUCGUCGUCGCCAUAUCGUGUUAUCAUAUCGUAUAUAUACAUAUACAUAUAUACGUAUAGUCGCCUAUACAGAUAACGAUUAACAGCCAAGAUCCUUAGCAGCAACCAGUUGAACAGAGUGCGCUUCAGUUCAUCGCGAUCCGUUUUCGCUUUGUGUCUCUCCUGUUCCUGUUUACCGUUACGCAUAAGGAGCAAACAACGUUCGCUCGGCCCUAAAACAACAAUUGAGAAGUAAAGCAAAUUUGAAAUCCUGAAUCUUUAUGACAACAAAGCGAGCAAAUUAAGAGAGAGAGAGAGAGAGAGCGUGCGGCCUUUUUAUGUGUUGCCAUUAAAUUGAAUGCAGCUAAUGGACGCUGCAGCUGUGCUGCUCCAAAAAGAAAACGAAUAUUGCGUGGGAGUGUUAGUGUGCGGCUGUGUGUGUGCGUGCGUGCAAAAGUGUGAAUUAUUAAAUUAGCGCGAUUGCCAGAGCAGGACACAGCACAGAGCGCGGAAAAGAGGAGAACUCCAAAGGAAAGCAAAAACGAAACGAAACCGAAUUCGAGUACGAAAACGCAUACGAAAACGAAAAUCGGGAUACAGCGGAUUACAACAAGGAUUAAAUAACAAAUGGCGCAUGGCUAUGGCAGAGACCAAAUGCAAAUCAAAUCAAACUGAAACAACACGAAAAACCACAUUUAUAGAGCGAAAAACAAACUGUGGCUAGUGUGCGAAAGAGACAAAAAUAAAGAGAGAGAGAGCCACAGAGACGGUGUGGGAGAGAGAGAGAGAGAGGGAGAUGCAUACAAAUGCAAUACAAUGAACAAAAUACAAAUAUCAAAUACGAACUCGGAAAAGCUCCCCGGCGAAAUGAAAUACUUAUGAAAAACGCGAAAUUACCAAACGCAACGCGAAAACUUUAAGCGCUGACAACGCGAAACGUGCAAAGCACUUUUCCACGGUUCGACGGGGCCAGGUGAGUGGGGCCAACAGCCAACAGCCACCCAACACCCACUGCUAACUGCAUAAAUAAGGCAGCCAAUAUCAAAGUUAAAAUUAUAAUAGAUCGAGCACCUGCCCCCACUCUGCGAAAUGCCGCAGCGCGCAAUUGCCACGAUGUGCACAACGAACAAGAACAAGAACUGCUAUCAAAACACCAACAGCAACAAUAGGAGCAACUAUUGCAACAACAACAGCGGCAAGGAGUCGUCCUGCUUGCCAGUCCUGUGGGUCGCCCUAGUUGGCAUCGCCCUCGCCCUGAACCUGCCCGGCUGCCUUGGCGAACAGCACCCGGCGACGGCUGAUGAAGGUCCUCUGUCGGAGGUACUGACGGCCGUGGGCUCCGAGGUGGCGCUGCCCUGUGACCUAAUGCCGGGCACAAUGAUCGCCGACAAGGUGCAGCUGGUCAUUUGGUAUCGCCAGGGCAAUGUGAAGCCUAUCUACACCUUUGAUGCAAGGGGGCGUCCGCUCCACCAGGCCGUGCCCUGGGCGGACGAGAACGUCUUUAACAAAAAGGCCCACUUCUACUAUGACACAAAUCCGCCGGCUUUGCGCAUCAAGAACAUCCAGACCACAGAUGCUGGGCUCUACAAAUGUCGCGUUGAUUUCCAUAAAUCACCAACCCGCAAUUGGCGCAUUAAUGUGACAGUCCUUGUGCCGCCCACCCAGCUGACCAUAUUGGACCAUCAUGGAGCCGCGGUGCGCGACCAGACGGCUGGCCCCUAUCUGGAAGGCGACAGCAUCAACUUGACCUGCCUGUCCAGUGGCGGCGUGCCACCGCCGCGCGUCUCCUGGUGGCGCGAGCACGCCCUUAUCGACGACUCCUUUCAGGUGCUGCCCGACGGCUCGGUGCGCAAUACGCUGCACCUCAAGAAUAUACAGCGCAAGGAUCUGCUAACGAUGUACACCUGCCAGGCCACCAAUGGCCAUGUCGUUCCGGCGCUGACCAAAAAAGUUAUCCUGGACAUGAACCUGCCCCCACUGAGUCUACUGCUGCAGGGCCUCAAUCAUGCCGUUGUCGCUGGCACACGCACCCAUGUGACCUGCACAGCCAUCGGGGCUCGUCCGCCGCCACAUAUCAUCUGGUCAAAGGCGGGCCAGAUACUGAAGGGCUCCUCUCAGUCGACCUCCUCCGAUGGCAAUACGACCAUUUCGGAGCUAAUGCUCAUACCCGUGCCGGAGGACAAUGAGCGUCAAGUUGUCUGCUCCAUUGCUCUCAACUCGGGCAUUACCUCCCAGCAGCUGCACGAAGGCGAUACCACGGUGAUGACGACUCUGGGCAAUGGCAACAUGGGCCUCUACCUCAAGGACUCGCGAGUGCUCAACGUGACGCAUGCACCCAUUGUGAACCUGAACUUGGGCGCGCCGCUCGAUGCCAACAACUUGCUGAAAGGCUCCGAUGUGUACCUGGAAUGCGAUGUGCGUGCCAAUCCCGCCAUAACGCGCGUCGAGUGGUAUCAUAAUGAUAAGCAGCUGCACUCUUCACGCGGCAUCAUCAUCUCCAAUCAGACGCUCGUCCUGCAGGGUAUCUCGAAGUCGUCGCAUGGCCAGUACUUCUGCCGCGCCACCAAUCUGCAGGGCAGCGUGUCCAGCAACGAGGUUUACCUGGACGUCAAAUAUCCGCCCGUGUGCAAGUCCGACUCGACGAUUAUACGCGCCGCACUCAAGCAGACAAUCAACAUUACCUGCGAGGUGGACGCCAAUCCACUCGAUAAUCUAAAUUACAAGUGGCACUUCAACAACUCGCUGGAGAGUCUCAUUGAGCUGCCGGUGCUGGCGCAGCUGGCGCCCGCCACGCUGCCCCUGCUGCUGCCAUCGGGCGCUUCCGGCGGAUAUUAUCAGCGCAGCAAACGGAAGCACGCACAUGGUGGCCAGCGACUGCUGCACGGUCGCCAUGGGCGCGUGGCCAGCAUUGUGGACAUGACAGCCGCCGUGCGCUUCGAGGAUGACUACGACCAGGACUUGGAGGACCAUGAGCAGCAGCUCGACAGCUAUGCGGACUACGCGGAGCCGCCCUACACCCAAAUGGUAUACUCGAACAUGGUGCACAAGAACCACGUGGACGGCAAGCAGCCCCAGCGCAAGCAGCCCGCCGCACAGCUGCAGCCGGGCGAGGCGGGUGCCCAUCACAUCAGUGCGGCUAGCGCCGGACAGCUGGCCGAGCGCAAGCGCCUGGCAGCGCUGCACAAGCAGCAGCAUCACCGACAGCUCCUGGCCACGCCCACCACUACAACGGCGCCUCCGCUGAACAAUGUGUACAGCUAUCAUGUGGAGAGCUACGAGAGCUUCGGCGCGAUUUCGUGCGUGGCCAGCAGCCCCAUGGGCCACAGCCAGCCCUGUUGGUAUCACAUCCAGCCAGCAGAUCUGCCGGAGCCGGUUAAGAACUGCACGGCGUAUAAUGCGACGGCCAACUCGCUGCAGAUCCAGUGCGUGCCCGGCUAUGAUGGCGGCAUUCCGCAACAUUUCCAUGCCCAGGUGUACGACGAGCUCACGCGCCAGAUACUGUACAAUGCUUCCUAUAAGUAUGCGGACUUCACAGUGAAGCGCCUGCCCAGCGACUCGGCGUUUAACAUUCGGGUAACUGCUGUCAAUGCACAGGGCUCCAGCAAGGUGGCAUAUCGCGUGCGUGGACGCACACUCUCGGCGCCCCUCCUGCGCACAGCUUCCUCGACUGCGGUGCUGGUGCAACUGACACCGCUGCUGGGGGCGCUAGUUGGCGUCAUUGCGACACUCUUUCUGGUGGCCAUUUGUGUUGUGAUCUUUAUUAAAUUCCGCAGCAAGCAGAGCCGGCGGCAUGCGAGCGGCGAUGCGACCACAACAGAGGCGGACAAGGGCAGCGCUGAGCCCCUGUCCCGCAACAUGGGCAGCCAUUCAAGCUUGGAGGACAAAAACCCGGACGUUGUGCCGCAGGAGGCCAACAGCGAGGACGAAUUCCAUCUAGAGGAGAAGGCAUUCGACCGCCUCAAUAUGGAAUCACAGCGCAUUCUCUACACGCCGCCCGCGCGCAUCAACACCGCCUCGCCGCCGCCGCCCUCGCUAUCGCCCACAUUCGGCAAACAGUAUGGAGAACUGUCGCUGACGACCAAUCCCGCUUUUAGUUUGUACAACACACCACAGAGGGCGCCAGCUGCCCAGCGCCCGGUCUACACGGCUCCGCCGCCCCUGUUGUCAACACGAACGCCGCCAAAUAUUUAUACUAGAAUACCGGGACGCGGCAGCAGUGGGCCGAACGGAGGCGCCACCACCUAUUUGCCCGCGUACGAAACACGCACGUCGCCAACCUCGCCCUACGGCUCGACCACGACCUGCACCAUGCCGCUGCUGAAUGGCCAGUCGAAUGGCUCGCUGCAGACCAACAGCGGCAGCAUUGGAGCUGGCAUCACGUGCAACACGCUGCCGCAUCCGGGCAGCCUGCACUUGGGCGGCGUCUCGGCAGCGAUGACCAGCUCGGUGACCAGCGGCAACAUAACCAUCGGAGCUGCCCAGUCGCUGCUCACCUCGCCGCGCACCCAGACCGCCUACAGCACGCUGGGCACCGGGGCUGGCACACAGUCGCCGCUGCUGAGCGUGGGCAGCUCCUUGAUGGGAGUCGUCGGCGGUGGCGCGAGUAACUACGAGACGAUGGGCUCCUGAGAGUUAGCCAAAGAUGACAUUAAAUGUCAGAUCGUGUGCAUAGGCGGGAGCAGUACGUGCACCACAUCGGGCGCCGAGCGCACCACCAUCGUCUAAACCAAUCCUCCUCCCCCUCAGCUGCACUACCCGGCCCAGCCCAGGCCCGAGCCAGAACUGCACUCCCACACUGUAUUAUAGUUAUGUAGUUGUCCAGCACCUUCGUCUAGCUCUUCGAACAUAGCUCACGGCAGACAUUUCGCAUGAGGCGAGGCGAAGCGAACAGAACUUACAAGACUUCCAAGAGGGCAGAGCGACUAGGAGCGAAUUGAGCGGACUCGACUUGAACUGUAAACCACAAGAGAACGAAGCAUUUAUAGUUUACUCCACUACCCGAAGAGCAGUUUGCAUAUAGUUCGGCAUAUAUACAUACGAGGAUAUAUAUGCAUUUCGGUGAAACCAGGCAAUACUGAUAGUUUUAGCUUACACUUACGAGUAUGUACCAAGAAACAGUUAGAUACUGAACUAGUUAUACUUGAGAUACUUUGUGCGCAAAUUACUUCAAUGAAAUUAAUGAGCUAUGCUUGUGAAUUCACCAAUAAACUAGUUUAAACAAAUACUUAACUAAAUGCAAAUACAUCAUAGCGAAAAUAUAUAUGAAUAUACGAAGCAAAUAUAUAGUAUAUGAAUGUAUAUCGAAGAACCCUUUGAGAAUUUAGAUGUGUCCCGUAUUGUAUAUACUAACUAGACUAAGACUAUGAGAUCCAUAGAGGUUAGCAUUAAUUAUAGUCACUUAACUCGUGUAGUCUGUAACUAAAUUAGUUAGUCACAUUGAAUCUACGAAAAGACUAUCCCCCUUUCGAAAAUGAACAAAUCCUGAGUAUAUUACUGACUUAUAUGGCAUAGAUAACGUAUUAUAUACACAUAGAUAAACAUUAAUGGAAACAAGCUAAGCGCAAAUCAAGAUAUAUGUAUAUAUAUUGCAUACGAUAUAUGUUACUCGUAUAACACUGAUAAUAUUUUGUUAAAUGUGAAAGAACUUUAUGGAGCAUCUGUUGUCGAAACUUUAUCAAAUAUGUAAGUAUAUAUAGUAUAUAUUAAAAAAAAACAGAAAUAUUGAAAAAAAAAA
Messenger RNA from Drosophila mojavensis, 5824 nucleotides. Its product is annotated as nephrin. Gene Ontology annotation, molecular function: protein binding. Lineage: Eukaryota; Metazoa; Arthropoda; Insecta; Diptera; Drosophilidae. The record is from RefSeq and is a predicted model, not a curated record.